AUGUCGUCUGUCAAAAAAAGGAAAUGGAAUGCUCCAGGAAAACCUCUUCUGGAAGCCUCCUACAAAGUUUCGUACAUGAUUGCCAGAGAAAAGAAGCCCCACAUAAUAGGGGAGACCCUCGUAAAACCUUGUGCGCUGGAAAUGGCAAAAAUUGUGCUGGGAGAGGAGGCCGCGAAGCAACUAAGUCAGGUCUCCUUGUCGAACGGCACUGUACGCCAGAGAAUUAAAGACAUGAGUGAAGACAUAACAGCCCAAGUUGUCAACGAGAUUAAACAAAGUCCUGCAAAAAUCAGCAUGCAGAUCGAUGAAUCAACGGACGUGGCAAACCACAAGGUACGUUGGCUGAGUCGUGGCAGUGUUUUCACACAUGUAGUGGAACUUCGCGAUGAAAUUCUCGAAUUUCUGAAGCAUCAACACUCACCUCUAGCAAAUAAUUUUGAAGAUGAGCAGUUUAUUGUUAGCCUGGGUUAUUUGGCUGAUAUUUUCAGUCUUCUCAAUGAUCUGAACACAUCAAUGCAGGGAAGGGAUGUGGACAUCAUUCAAGCCAGAGGAAAAGUUGUUGCAUUCACAAGGAAAUUACCUAUCUGGAGUCGCCGCGUUGAAAGCGGAAACCUGGCAAACUUUCCAAUCCUUGACAAUAUCCUUAUUAGAGAUGGUAAAAAACUAUCUGUAGAAAUAAUUCAAGAAGUCAAGAAUCAUUUGGAAGUUCUAAGUACAAAUUUUGAGGGUUACUUUUCAGAUAUUGAUGAUCUUACCAUGGAAUCGAGUUGGAUACUAAAUCCUUUCUCAUUUGAUAUAUCAAGAAUGAGUGAUAACGAUUUAUCAAAGGAUGAUUUCAUUGAAUUCCAAGAGAACCCAAGAAAAAAAGCUGAUUUCGAAAGGGCUGGGAUGGAUGUCAAGCAGUUUUGGUGUGAACAAAUCUCUGCUUACCCAAGUUUGGCAAUUAGGGCAAUGCAUGUUUUGGUUCCCUUCACAACUACGUAUCUCUGUGAAACAGGCUUCUCUGCAUUAUUAAAUAUGAAAUCAAAGUGGAGAAAUCGACUUGAUGUGUCAGAUGACAUGCGAAUAGCUUUGUCAGUAACUGUACCACGAUUCCAUGCUUUGAUAGCACAAAAACAACAGCAAAUAUCUCACUAG
Scylla paramamosain (green mud crab) is the source of this 1137-nucleotide messenger RNA. RefSeq names its product protein FAM200C-like. Lineage: Eukaryota; Metazoa; Arthropoda; Malacostraca; Decapoda; Portunidae. The transcript has 2 exons. The record is from RefSeq and is a predicted model, not a curated record. The coding region runs from base 1 to 1137 and encodes 378 amino acids.